Kogia breviceps (pygmy sperm whale) is the source of this 866-nucleotide messenger RNA. The record is from RefSeq and is a predicted model, not a curated record. NCBI's taxonomy places the organism in Eukaryota, Metazoa, Chordata, Mammalia, Artiodactyla, Physeteridae.
AUGGGGGCGCGGCGGGCCGGAGCCCCCGCCUUCGCGCUCGCCCCCUGGGGCGGCCUGGCCACCUCCGCCGAGGGUACCUGCUCGCGCAGCUGGUGCCCGGUUCCUCCAGCCGCGGUUGGGGCUGCCCUGUCAGCCGCCCGCCCCGCCCCUCUCCGCCCCCUGCGCCUACGUCGCCCUCCCCCCACCCCCCCCAUCCCGCCCCAACGUGCGGGCUCUCUCAUUCUCAAACCCCAGGUUGACCCAUUUCUCUCUCCCAUUGGAUCCCCUCAUCUCCAACCAUUGGCCCGAGGUACCUGUCCGUUUCCUGCGAGAGUUCAACACCGCCCGUCAGGAAGAGGCUGCGGCCUCAUUGGGCGCCUGAGGAAGGAUGGGUGGAUACUCAAAGAAUGGAGCCCCGCGUGGGCCAGUGGGAGCCCCAGAGAGUGGCCUGUCAGGCCAGUGGAAUGUCAGGGAAAUGAUCUUGUGCUUCCUGUUGAACUAAAGGUGGCUCAAUCCCAAUUUGAAGACUUCCCUUCUUUGCUUCUUUGGAUUGUGUUGAUGCCCAGCAUAAUCAGAGGAAAGGAAAAAGCAGCCAUCUGCAAACAAGGAAGAGAGCUCUCAACAGAACCAGAACCCUGCUGGAAUCUUGAUUGUGGACUUUCUGGCCUCCAGAAUUGUGAGAAAAUGAACUUCUGUUGUUUAAGUCAUGCAGUCUGUGGCAUUUUGUUACAGCAGCCUGAGUAGACCAAUACAGAUUGUUUACAAUUUGGGGCAAUUCCAAAUUAAGCUGCUAUGAACACUUGUGUCCAAGUGCUCGUGUGGACACAUGCUUUUGUUUCUCUUGGGUAACUAAAUAGAAGUGAAAUGGCUGGGUCAUAUGGUCCGUG